AUGACGACAGUCGAAGGAUGUCUGCUGACUGCAUCCCGCAGAGUGGUUCCAAAAUCACUUCGAUAUCUUGUUCUUUCAACACUACACAAAGCUCAUCCAGGCAAAACAAGGGUGAAAAUGCUUGCAAGAAGCUUUGUCUACUGGCCUACGAUGGAUUCGGACAUCGAAAAGCUCGUCAAGACCUACCCAAGAUGUGAUCCGUGGCAAAGGAUCCGACCAAAGCUGAACUACAUGCAUGGCCAAAACCGCACUCGCGUGGACUCGAGUUCAUGCUGA
Molecule: messenger RNA, 276 nt
Organism: Necator americanus (New World hookworm)
Lineage: Eukaryota; Metazoa; Nematoda; Chromadorea; Rhabditida; Ancylostomatidae
Exons: 1
Coding region: 1-276 (91 amino acids)
Source: RefSeq, a predicted model, not a curated record